Messenger RNA from Trichomonas vaginalis G3, 2049 nucleotides. RefSeq names its product ubiquitin-protein transferase protein. NCBI's taxonomy places the organism in Eukaryota, Parabasalia, Trichomonadida, Trichomonadidae. The record is from RefSeq and is a predicted model, not a curated record. Gene Ontology annotation, biological process: protein polyubiquitination. The coding region runs from base 1 to 2049 and encodes 682 amino acids. The transcript has a single exon. Gene Ontology annotation, molecular function: ubiquitin protein ligase activity.
AUGUCUGACGAAGGUGAUGCAAAUAUUGACAAAUACUAUCAAUUGUAUUUAGCACAACUUACAUCUGGAUGUGAUUCACUAACUUGCACAUCAAGACAUUGCCGUUCUUCUCCAAAUUUCGAACAUCGAGAUAAACAAUUACAAAUCAUUGCCCUAGAACUAGCAGAAGAUGACUCAGAACAUCUAUGCAAACAUCUUAGUCCACUUUUAACCAAUCCAAAAAACAUUGAAUUUCUUGCAAAAGAUGCAAUUUCAUUUCAAAAGCUUAUACGCCAACAACAUCUAUCCGAUGAAGAUUUAAAUAACAUCCAGUUAUCAUUUACCCACGUAGAUAUAUUCUGUCACAUUCUUUUAGGAGAUGAUGGAAUUAUUACUCCGAAUAACUUAUUAUUUGAUGAUUCCAUGAUCGAUGACUUUUACAAAGGAAUUAAAAGAAAUCCCAAGAUUCUGAGUGAAUACAAAGAUUUUCCUCAAUUAAUUGACAUGAUUUUAGCAAAACCACCUUCUCUAACGAAAAUUAGAGGUAUCAUACUUCUUCUUUUACUUUAUGGCGUUCAUACGUGCAAAAACUACAUAAAUAUUUAUCAUACGGUCGCAGCUUUUCAACAGAUCGAAAUUUAUGUAUUAUUUGCAGCCCUUUCCAACCAUCCUUUACUUCUUUCCCAUAUAUUAGAGACGACUCAUGCUUUUAUAAGAAAAUAUCUUAUUGAUAAUCCGGAUGAGCAUCCACACUCAACAAGUAUGCAUGUAAUAGCUGCUGUCAUGCAAAUGUUCUAUACCGCGAACUUAAAUUUCGAUGUUCCGCUUCCUUCCAAUGUAUUUUACAAUGAAAAAUUUUGUGAUAAGCUUGACCCGCGUUGUGAAGCAGAACUUAUCAACAUAACAAGUUUUUCAUACAUAAUUAUGCCAGCAAUUCUUAGUUUGACCUUCAAAACAAGAACAAUUGAGCAAGAAAGAGUUUUGAAGAGUAUUGUUGGAAAUUUCGGAAGAAGGAACUUAGAUAUCAGAGUACGCCGUGAUAAAAUAUUGGAAGAUGCAUUUAUGCAACUCAGGAAUUCAAGAUCUCUUCCAUUUGAACUUCCAAUUAAAAUUCAUUUUGAAGGAGAAACAGGAAAAGACGAUGGCGGACUUUCAAGAGAGUUCUUUGGAUUAAUAUCUCAACAAAUGAUCGAUCCUAGUUUCUCAAUGUUCACUGUUGUGAACGGUUCUUAUCAUUGGUUUAAUAUUAUGUUCAAAGGUGAUCCUGGCUACUUCAAAUUUGUUGGAACAAUUGUUGGAUUGGCUGCUGUUAACUCCUAUAACCUCAAUGUCCAGUUCCCUUCCUUACUUUUCAAAAAAUUGGUUGGAAAGAAGCUGAUUUUGGACGAUUUAGCUGAAAUUGAUCCAGCUUUCGUUCAACAAGUCAAGACAUUUGAUGGGGACUGGGCGGAAUGGGGUCUUUCUUUCGAAGUUUCCGUUCAAGAUAUCGAUGGAACGCUAAAAUCAAUUGAAUUAAAGAAAGGAGGCAGCGAUAUUGCAUUAACUAAUGAUAACUAUAAGGAAUAUAUACAAUUGUAUAUGGAAUACUACAUGAUUACUUCUAUUGAAAUUCCUUAUCAAUAUUUCGAACGAGGAUUCAAAGAAGUUGUAGAAAACAAUGAUAAGAUGAAAGCUUCUGAGACAUUGAAGUGUCUUUCUUAUGAUGAAUUACAAGAAUUAGUUUGUGGAAGCCAGAAAUUUGAUUGGAGCGAGUUUAAGAGGAAUGUUAAGUACUCAGGACAAUAUACUCCAACUUCAAAGACCAUCCAAAUGUUCUGGAAGAUAUUUGAAGAAUUUGAUGAGAAACAAAAGCGAAAUCUAUUGACAUUUAUUACAUCAUUGACGGUUGCACCUGUUGGUGGACUUAAGAAUGUCCCAAUAACAAUAGAAUAUUCAGGAGAAGUUGCAAAAUUCCCUUCAUCUCAUACUUGCAACUUAUUGUUUGUUCUCCCAGAUUAUAAGGAUGAACAAAAACUCAGAGAUAACUUGCUUAUUUGUUUGCAAAACACUGAAGGAUUCGGUGCAAUCUAA